Molecule: messenger RNA, 3070 nt
Organism: Danio rerio (zebrafish)
Lineage: Eukaryota; Metazoa; Chordata; Actinopteri; Cypriniformes; Danionidae
Gene: prcp
Product: prolylcarboxypeptidase (angiotensinase C)
Biological process (GO): proteolysis
Cellular component (GO): lysosome
Molecular function (GO): serine-type exopeptidase activity; serine-type carboxypeptidase activity
Source: RefSeq, marked provisional
AAAAAAACUUGAAAUGUAAGAUAUGAAAAUAUAAAAGCCAUUUCAAAUCGUUACAUACAUAAACAUCGUUUUACUACAUUUGUUUUAAAAGUUUUGCGUCAUGGAGGAACAACAACAACGACGAGUCAUCUGACGUCUUUCCUCGUUCCUCGUAUGCAAAUAACCUGCUUCAUAUCUCAAGAUGACGACCAGUGACUGAAGUCAUUCAGCCAUGAGACUCACCAGCUCUGCAUUGUCCUUUCGCCUUCUCAUCCUUAUAUUCAUCUUCAGUUGUAAAGCGCUGGCUCUCAAACCUCGGUUUUUAGGAAGAAACACGGACCAGAGCUUCUCUCAACACAGAUCUGUUUCAUACAACACUUUAUAUAUUGAUCAGCAGAUUGACCACUUUGGCUUUUUGGAGAAUGGCACGUUUAAGCAGAGGUAUCUCCUCAAUGACCAGCAUUGGCACAAGGAUGGAGGCCCAAUCCUGUUCUACACAGGCAAUGAAGGGGACAUCACAUGGUUCUGUAACAACACUGGUUUCAUGUGGGAUGUAGCAGAGGAGCUGGGAGCUUUGCUGGUUUUUGCUGAACAUCGCUACUACGGAGAGUCUCUGCCUUUUGGAGAGGAGUCAUACAGCAACGCCAAGUAUCUGAACUACCUGACAUCAGAACAGGUUUUAGCUGACUUUGCAGUGCUCAUCAAAGCUCUUAAAAAAAGCCAGCCUGGCGCUGAGAAGAGUUCAGUUAUCGCAAUAGGCGGCUCCUAUGGAGGGAUGCUAGCAGCCUGGCUGAGGAUGAAGUAUCCCAAUGCUGUUGUAGGGGCUCUUGCAGCGUCUGCUCCCAUCUGGCAAUUUAUUGUGCCAUGUGGAGAGUUUUACCGUGUGGUCACUCGUGACUUCACCAUCAGUGGCUCCAACUGCAGCAGCAGCAUCAGGAGCUCAUGGGCUGCUAUUGACAGGCUCUCUGCAACAGGUGAGGGUCUGCAGUGGCUUUCUCAGACAUUUGGACUGUGUGGUCCUUUAAAGUCUCAAGAGGAUGUGUUCGGCUUUAAGGCUUGGCUGCAGGAAACCUGGGUGAACUUGGCCAUGGUGGAUUAUCCAUAUGAAGCCGACUUCCUUCAGCCACUGCCAGCCUGGCCUGUUAAGGUGGUCUGCAAGAAUCUUCAGUUUAAUAAGGGUGUUUCAGACAAACAGCUGUUGAAUGGGGUUUCUCAAGCUGUGAGAGUUUACUACAAUUACACUGGAGAUGCAGUCUGUCUCAACACAUCAAAGACCGCUACCGGAAAUCUAGGCUUCCUGGGCUGGUUCUAUCAGAGUUGCACGGAAAUGGUGAUGCCCAUGUGUACUGAUGGCAUCAAUGACAUGUUUGAGCCUCAGCCAUGGAGCUUCCAGGCCUUCUCAGAUGAGUGCUACAACCAGUUUGGAGUGCGACCACGAGAAGACUGGGCAGAAACUGUAUAUGGAGGGAGAAACAUACAUGCUCACAGCAACAUCAUCUUCAGUAAUGGGAAUCUAGACCCAUGGAUGAGUGGUGGAGUGACCAAGAGUCUGUCUGAAUCUCUGCUUGCCAUUAUGAUUGAUGGAGGUGCUCACCAUCUUGAUCUGCGCUACAACAACGAGCUUGACCCACAAUCUGUCAUUAAAGCAAGAUCGCUGGAAGUGCAGUACUUCAAACAGUGGAUCAAACAUGCAGCAACUACAUAAUAAUAUGAGAACAAGAUCAAGAAUGUUUAUAAAUAUGAUUGCAAAUAAAAGUUGACUUUAAGUCCCAAUCCCAAUUCUAUUUUUGUACCCCUACCCCUUAACCUUCCCCUUGGCCCUUACAACCGAGCGUUAAGGAAAAGGGCUUCAAAAUUUAUCCUUAAGAAUUGGGACAGCACUACACCACCUGCACACAUCAACAUAUGUCCUCACGAUCUGAUGCUUCAUAUGAGAUCAGACGAUCGCGACUUCUGUAGUUAUUCUAGUUUUGUUUUUUCUUGGUAUUUAUCUUUAGGAAAUCACUAAAGGCAUAUAGUAUGUUAUGAUAACGAUCUAAUGUGCCAAUAAGAUCGUAACUGUACUGUGUAUUUUACACAGUGGCCAUAUUCAUCAAUGUAAACACCAAAAACAACAUUAACAUUAUAGCAAACACUGUAAAAUGACAAUUGACAGCCACUAGACAUUACUUACAGGGUAUUCAAAUGUCAGAAUGCUGUGGGACUGUUGUACAGGAGUUAUUAAUAGGGAUUAUAGAUCGCGAAAUUUAGCGUUUUGUUUGUUAAAGCAUGACGGUAAAACACGAGCGUGGUUUUGAAUGUAUUAAAACACAUGUUUUUUUUGUCGUAAAAAUUCAUAAUAAUGACAAAAAAUACUAAUUUGUGGACCUCAUUACUUCCAGGUUCAGCAAUAUUGCCUUUGUGGCAGGUGUAUUCUGAGAAAAUUUCUUACCCCUUGGUUUCAAGUGUGGUCCUGAAAAAUCUUCGUUCGAAGGGCUAUUCACCCCUUCCCCUUAGCCUUCAAGCUAAAGAGAAUUGGGUAAGGGGAAGGGCUAAGGGGUAGAAUUGGGAUUGGGCCUAAGUGUGUCCACACUUGCCAGAUAAAUUUAAAAAUGACAUUUUUUGUGUGUAAGAAAGCUUUGCCUCCACACAUCCACACUGAAAUGACUGAAAACAUUUUUGUGCCUGUUCUGCUUUUGUACAUCUUAUUCUUUUAUUUAAUUUUUUGGAUCCAGACUACACUGCAAAAAAUAUUUCUGAAAAAUUGUUGCAAUUUAUAUGGAUUGAAUUUACAGAAACAAAUUCAACUUCGUAAUGUUCAACCUAAUUAAUUUGUUUAAAUUCAGCCCAAAGUAAUUGUUUCCAACCACAUACCUUAAUAAAAUAAAUAGUAAAUCCACUAAAUCAUCCUUAAAUAUAUUGUUCAGUGUUGGGCUUUCAUGAUUUUGCAUUUUUCACACAACGGGUAUUGUGGUUAAAAAAAUUAACAAUAUCUUUAUACUGUAUAAAGGUUUCUAUAGAGACCUUAGACGAAGGUUUUGUUUAUUUGGAUGAUUUGUUCUUUGUUCAUUUUAAACUUAAAGCAAAAAAUAAAUGGUCAUGUGUGCAAAAA